Molecule: messenger RNA, 1099 nt
Organism: Phaedon cochleariae (mustard beetle)
Lineage: Eukaryota; Metazoa; Arthropoda; Insecta; Coleoptera; Chrysomelidae
Source: the annotation of a GenBank genome assembly
CUGAAUUAUUUUAUUUUCAUUUCCUAUUUCUGCAGAGUCAUACAUAACGUGAUUGUAUUUUUGAACUCUGUAGUAUUUCGUAUUUCCUUAUUUUGAAAAUGAGUUUCGCCCUUCCAUCAGUAAAAGUUAAACCAUCUGAACCAGACAGCUUCAAUAUAAAAGGGGGUACAUUUGGCACUCCAGAUUUGAUGACUUGUGGCUUAGCAUCUGCAAGAUCUACUAGAGAUGCUGCUCAUCCAGUUGCAUCUUCAGAACGUGAAUACAGGAAUAAUAUUGAUAAAAUGAACAUGACCAUGUUGAGAAACACACAAGGUUUACAUGCUCCCUUAAGAAUAGCAAUGGAAUUGAAAUCUGCUAAAAAGAUUGGUAGACUGCAGUUUUUGCCCUCCUCUAACAUCAUGCAUGACAUUUUGACUGGCAGGGACUUGGAAGUGGGUCCAGAAGAUGUAUUCAAUACUCCAGAGUUCCUAGAGCUAUCUGGACAGCCUCAUGCUAUGGUUGAAAGAUCAUUGGGAAUCUUGUAGAAGAAGUUGCAAUAGGUUAUUUUUAGGAGGUAUUACAAUUGAUAGAUUCUCUCACUUUUUUAUAUCAAGUUUUAUUUCAUUCAAUAUGCACAGAUUGUUUCUUGUCUCAAAUUCAAUAAAUCUUAUACUACUUCUACCUACCCACAUUUUUCUUUUGUUCUUGUCUCUUGAUUGAAUAAAUACAAAUUUUUUAAUGGCACAAAUAAACAAUCAACAAUAAAAUAUUCCAACAAUUAUGUUUCCUGCAAGGGUACUAUUUUCUGUAGCCAUUCAUAGAGUCCCAAAAUUUCAUGCUUUUUCAGUUCAUGCAUCGUGUUCUUUAUUGUUAUAAAGUCUGCCUUUAUGCCCAGUUGAGUUAAAUCUCUGUAAGUUUUUUGGCCCCAAGAAAUUGGCACCAUAGAGUCUCGAUCUCCAUGACACAUGUACAGGGGGAUGUCCAAGUGUUUGGCAUUGUUCAAUAGUGCAGAAUUGUUGUUGAGAAAUGAGGAUAAUGUAAAAACGCCUGCCAAGCCUGGGACAAAUCUGUAAGCAGUGUGUAGGGCCAGGGCUCCACCCAUUGAGAAACCUCCUUGAAA